AUGCGCACCAAACCGGGUAGGACUGCUUCGGCCAAAACUAUAGGCAGUCUGAUUAUGCAUAGGUAUGAAGGGGUUAAGGAAGGGCCGAAAUGCAAUGAUAUAAUACAGAUUAUGCUUAUGGAUCAUGGCUGUGAGAUCACGAAAUCUUUAGCAUGGGAUGCUCGUGAAUAUACGGUUAAUGCUGUUAGAGGUAUACCAGAGAGAAGUUAUGGAAAAAUACCGAAAUACUUGCACAUGCUGAGAGAGGUUAAUCUGGGUACACAUUCAUUGUAUGAGAUUGAUAGCAAAGGGAGAUUUCGGUACUUGUUUAUUGCAUUUGGGCAAUCGAUACGAGGAUUUAACAGAGUCAUAAGGAGGGUUAUUGUGAUUGAAGGCACUUUUCUGAAGAACAAAUACAAAGGAGUUCUAUUGGUUGCAACUGUCGUAGACGGAAAUUCUAAUUUGUAUCCUCCUGCAUUCGGAGUAGUCGACUCAGAGAGUGAAAAUUCUUGGGAAUGGUUUAUGAGACAACUAAAUAUUGUCAUUGCUGAUGAUCAUCAUUUGGAUUUCAUUUCAGACAGACAUGAGGCCAUUGCUAAGUCGCUUGAGACUGUGUAUCCAACAGCUAAACAUGGUAUUUGCAUUCAUCAUUUGUUGAAUAAUGUGGUAACAUAUUACCAUGGGAAAGGACUUGUUGGGUUGGUUGCAAAGGCGUCCAAGGUUUAUAGAGUUGCUGAGUUUGAAAAGAUAUUUCCUAAUGUGUGUAAUAUCAGUCCGACAAUUGGAAAAUACCUAAGGGAUGCUGAAGUACAAAAGUGGGCAAGAUGUCAAUUCUCUGGAUAUAGAUAUGACAUAAGGACAACAAACCCUGCCGAAUCCAUCAACUCUGCUUUGCGUUCGCCGAGAGAGUAUCCAAUCAUUCCCUUGUUGGACAGUAUCAGGGAAAUGCUGACUCGGUGGUUUUAUAACCGUAAGAAAAAGAUUUCAAAGCAUAAUCAUCCUCUUACCAUAGAUGUGGAGAAAAAGAUUGAAAGGAGAACCGAGAAAGGGAAAAGAUUUGCAGUUUACCCUGUCAGCGAUGGUCGAUUGCUUGUUAGAGGUGAUAAAAUCGACUGCUUAGUUGAUUUGGAUAGACACAGCCACACACAUUAA
Brassica oleracea var. oleracea is the source of this 1131-nucleotide messenger RNA. RefSeq lists its product as uncharacterized. The transcript has 2 exons. Bases 1 to 1131 code for a protein of 376 amino acids. The record is from RefSeq and is a predicted model, not a curated record. NCBI's taxonomy places the organism in Eukaryota, Viridiplantae, Streptophyta, Magnoliopsida, Brassicales, Brassicaceae.